This is a messenger RNA of Sardina pilchardus (European sardine), 2882 nucleotides long. It is a transcript of the gene stk16, whose product is annotated as serine/threonine kinase 16. The coding region runs from base 117 to 1037 and encodes 306 amino acids. Gene Ontology annotation, biological process: protein phosphorylation. The transcript is spliced from 8 exons. NCBI's taxonomy places the organism in Eukaryota, Metazoa, Chordata, Actinopteri, Clupeiformes, Clupeidae. Gene Ontology annotation, molecular function: protein serine/threonine kinase activity; ATP binding. Gene Ontology annotation, cellular component: cytoplasm; Golgi apparatus. The record is from RefSeq and is a predicted model, not a curated record.
CACGGAAGUAGUGUGGACGUGUGGGAGAAAAGCGCUAGGAAGACCGUCAGAAAGCUUCUUCUCUAAGUGCUGGUCCGUUCCCCCUGGUCAGCUUGCCACGAAAUGCCCCUGAGACGAUGGGACAGGCUCUGUGUAUUUGCUCUCGAGGGACCAUUACCGUCGACAACAAGAAAUACUACUUCAUCCAGAAGCUAGAUGAGGGCGGCUUCAGCUACGUGGACCUGGUGGAGGGCGCGCACGACGGGCGCUUCUACGCGCUCAAGCGCAUCCUGUGCCACGACCGCGAGGGCCGGCAGGAGGCGCAGACGGAGGUGGAGAUGCACCGGCUGUUCGACCACCCCAACGUCCUGCGCCUCACCGGGCACGCCUUCGUGGAGCGCGGCGGCAAGACGGAGGCCUGGCUGCUGCUGCCCUACGUCAGCAAGGGAAGCCUGUGGUCAACACUGGAGAAGUUGAGGGACAAGAGCGGCUCCAUGCCAGAGAGUCGCAUCAUCUACAUCCUGAGGGGGAUCUGUGACGGCCUCAAGGCCAUCCAUGACCGAGGCUACGCACACAGAGACCUGAAGCCCACAAACGUUCUGCUGGACGAGAAUGACCGGCCGGUUCUAAUGGACCUGGGUUCUAUGAACAGGGCCCGCAUAGAGGUGCGGGGCUCCAGAGAAGCGAUGACCAUUCAGGACUGGGCAGCUCAGAGGUGCACCAUCUCGUACAGGGCCCCUGAGCUGUUCAACGUGGAGAGCCAGUGUAUCAUCGACGAGCGCACGGACAUCUGGUCCCUAGGCUGCGUGCUGUACAGCAUGAUGAUGUUGGAGGGCCCGUAUGACAUGGUGUUCCAGAAAGGGGACAGCGUGGCCCUCGCUGUUCAGAACCUUGUCACCAUUCCACAGCCCUGCAGCUACUCCCAGAGCCUCCAGGGCCUCCUGAGCUCCAUGAUGGUGCCCAACCCACAGGAGAGGCCUGACAUCAGCUGGGUCUUGGACCAGGUCCAGAACCUCCAGAACUCCACCCCAGCGCCAGCCGACGCCAACCGGGUAUGAUGGCCCCGAUGAGGGAGUAAGCUUGGAGCAACAUUGCAUUUCUCUCUCUCUCUCUCUCUCUCUCUUUCUCCCUCUCUCUCUCUCUUUCUUUCUUUUUCUCUCUUUCAGCUUCUCUCUCUCUCUCUCUCUCUCACGGGACUAUGCACACUCUCUUUGGGACAAACACGCUGUUCAUCCUCAACCAGGGGAGCCACCGGACACGGGUGCUCAUGGUUACCUCAAGCUUACCUGGCAUCCGAACGUGCAGAACACGCACACACACACACACACACACACACGUACACAAACACGUACCAGCACAUGUUGCUGUUUUCUAUAUUCACAGAAUGCACUACUGAGCAGCGUACCAACCAACAUCUUCUUAAAGAAGCACUACUUGAUGCUGUGCGUAGUAAGUCAUGGAUUUUAGCGUAGGACUGAAGACAAGAAGCUACAGGACAAAUUAGUCAUAGGAUUUAUUUAGCAUGUAGUUUGCAUUUGGGACAUAUGAGCAUGCUUGGAAGUCACAGCAGCACAUUUGACGGUCGAUUUCAUGUCCAACCCUUUAACUUCUCAGUUUCUUUUUAAUCUUUAUUCUGCACUAGUUAAGCAAUGGACGGAGACCCUCACAAGCAUGUUUCUAUGAUAAAAAACAUAAUACAUAUAUCAAAACUGUCAUAUAAUCAUCAACACAAUUAUCACUGCCACUCACUGUUGUUUUAUAAUGGCUUUUGCAGAAAGCCCACUGGAUGAGUCCAUCUCUAGAAUCUCUAGAUUUAAGGGAGGGAGGGGGGGCCGUUACUGAAGCCUACUUGGGACCUAAUAAGAUUUGAAUGAGAUGCAUGUCGCAGGAAUAUAGACACAUUGAGAGAUACUCUGCAAAAGACAGGUCAUGCUAGUUCAGGAUGAGAGAGGAAAUAGUGUUUCUGAAGGUGGAGAACCGUUGAGAGCCAGUUUAUUAAAAGAAGCUGGUAUAGUCAGCUGUGGAGCCCCCAGGGUUAUUAAUCUGUAGGGAUGAUUGUGACAUUGGCCCUUAGUGUCAUUCCAUCUUUAUCUGAAAUGAUUUCAGGAUUUGUAACUGUUGAUUUUAAGGUACUGAUUUAUAUGCUGCAUUCAUGCAUUUUAUAAUAUUUGUGUAUACCAUGUGUGAGUGUUUGUAUAUAUGUGCAUGUGUGUGCACAAGUUCAUAUUUUCUUGUGUUUGAAUGUGUGAAAUCCAUGUAAAUGUAAAAUCUCAGUUUGUAAGGAACUAUACAUGAGCUUUGUAGGAGACUCAAAAGAUGCAUAGAUUCAUUUGCAAGGCAUCACGUGCACUGUGAUGAGGCAUUAUAAAGCCAUUUGCCUUUUAGACAAAAAAACAAGACUGCAUUUGCAAAUGCUGGUCUCGCUGCAGUAGUGACUGUGUGGAUUACUCUAAAUAUCAAGAGAAGCAAGUUAUCUUUUAUUUCAAUUGUAAUUACUUUUGUGUGUUUGUGACUUUGGAACAUCUAAUUUAAGUAAGAAUUCUGGGCAUAUUAAGGCUGCUAUCUCAUCUCCUCACUGUACUACAAGGGCAUGAUAGAUAUGUUGAAGGACUAAUUUCAGUCUUCUGUGUAAUUGUGAGCACAGGAAAUGUAUGCGCAAAUGGUGACUUUGCAAGGCCUUUAUUCUCAUUUAAGGUACAUUAUGAGAACUUAUUUGACAGUGUUAUUGAAUGACUCAUCAUAUUGAUCUGGAUGUUUGGUGUUUUCUGACACAAGUUAGGCUUUUACAAAGAGUGCAGGAACUCUCUCAUUCUUUCUAGAAAGAAUGGUCAACGCUUUGGUGGUCUGGUCAGUCUGGAAAUUAAUGUUAUUAAUUAAUGCACAUUAAACCAUAAAUCUAAUGA